UUGUCUAUGGAGAUUGCAUGGGUGUGUGCUCAAUUUUAUACACCUGUCAGCAAGCUGAAAUAGCCACACCCGUCCACAUACUUACUUCAUGAAUAUCUAGCAGAUUGUAACAAGUAAUGUGAUCUAUUAGUCAUUGCAGGAUAGCUACUGUUUGGCAUAUCACAGAGAAUUUUCGAUCAACUUUAACUUAGCGACACUAUCUUCGUCCUCGAUUCGGUCAAACAUAUCUUCUAAUAGGUCUGUGUUCAGUUGCAGGUGGUUUGUUCGAAUUUAGAAAACGCUAGUAAGGAUAGGCCCUUUUUCUUUCAGGUACAGUAGCAAAAUGGAUAAUUGUUAAUACAUAUUUCCAUUAAAUACCUUUUCCAAACGACCUUUGUCGUAGGUUAAGCAUUCACAUAGGUUAAACAUUCAUAGUCCCAUUGGCAGAGCGGUCAGUGGCUGAUGUAAAUUGCAUCAUAGGCAGUUAUUGUUUUGCAGCCCAAUGGCGAAAUCAGGAAGUCAUAGUAGAUUUAUUUUAACGCCAGAAGAUGUACAUCUAUGAAACGUUCCAUUCAGAGCUGAACUAGUGUCUCCCAUUCCUGCUGCGGAGUAAACCUGGUGGGCUGCCAAUACAUUCCGCGAGUCUGUUUCUGUAGCCUACCCACAUUUUGCUUAUCCUGUAAUUUCCUUUCAAUAGGAGUUACUGAAGGAAGUGUCUCUUUUUCCUCCUGCUUUUUUAAUUUCUUAAACGGAAUCAACGGAGGACGCUUAGACUACUGGUCUCACAAAGUUUUCACAAUUGCUUGUCUACUUUGAGACAUUUGAUCUUAUGUUAUUUGGGAAUUUGACUUAUUGCCUAUUUUAGAAUGCAGGAAGCUGGAGAGUACACUAUGAAAAUGCAUCCGAUGUGGCAGGGACCACUUGUUGCUCCUGGGGGCAACAGACAAUCUCCGAUCGAUAUUCGGGUGCGCAAGAGUGUGUUUGAUCCGCAUCUCAAGCCUCUGACCCCGGAUUACGACCCCAGGACAUGUUCACAGAUAUGGAACAACGGGUACUCAUUCCUGGUUGAGUACGAUGACACCACCGACAAAUCCACACUUAAAGGGGGUCCUCUGGAGGACAACUUCCGGCUGUGUCAGUUCCACUUCCAUUGGGGGGAGAGCAACGCAUGGGGCUCUGAGCACACAGUGGACCGCCGCCUCUUCCCUGCUGAGCUCCACAUGGUCCACUGGAACUCUGAUAAGUACAGCCGGUUUGAGGAGGCGGUGAUGGAGGAGAAUGGACUGGCUGUUAUCGGGGUUUUCCUCAAGAUAGGGAAGAGACACGAGGGACUGCAGAAACUAGUAGAUGUCCUACCUGCUGUCAGACACAAGGACAGUGUUGUUGAGUUCACCAGGUUCGACCCAGCCUGCCUACUGCCCACUAACAUUGAUGAUUACUGGACGUAUGCAGGGUCACUGACCACGCCUCCUCUGACCGAAGCAGUGACCUGGAUUAUCAUGAAGCAGCACAUCGAAGUCAGCCAUGACCAGCUGGCUGUGUUUCGGAGCCUUCUCUUCACCUCAGCAGAGGAGGAGGUGCAGAAGAGCAUGGUCAACAACUUCCGUGUGCAGCAGUCGCUGCAGGGCCGCACUGUGCGUUCUUCGUUUACCCCCUUCCUGAAGGAGGAGCAACCGGCAAAGGGUCCACACACAGGCCACUGACCUUUACUCAGAGACUCACUUGGACCCUUCAAACCAAAAUAAUGCAAUACCCUGGGAAGCACAUUUUUGGCUAACAAAGUCUUACGUUUGACUCUACAGAAGUCAUACUGCUGGCAUCUUUCCAAACGCUUAUGCAUUCAGAAAGCACUCUGAUUUCACUUAAGUGCCAGGGAUUUUAUAAUUCCAAUGUCACCAUCUAAAAGCUGUUUUGUUGACCAUCCUUGGCACUAGACAGCUGUUUCACUGCCUGCUGUCCUAUCAAUAAGUGAAAGGCAUCAUCAACACAGGGCAGGUGUAUUGCUGUAGUCUAUGCUAACAGAUUUUUUAAACCCCUGUCUCUUAGGUGAACCUUUUUUAUUCAGUCCUUAACAGUCCCACUUGAAAUGCUUCCAGAAACCAAUGAGGGAUUAUGCUGAAAUACAGGUAACUGUCAAAAUAAAGGAAAACACCAACAUGUAUUGUCUUUAAGAGGGUGUUGGGCCACCACAGCUUUAUUGUACAAGUGUCUGGAAGUCUUGGAUGGAUGCGACACCAUUCUUCCAUGAGAAAUUCCAGAUUUUUUUUGUUUUCCUCCAGGAUCUCCCAUAAGUGUUUAAUUGAGUUGAGAUCUGGUUGCAGAGAUGGCUAUGGCAUAUGGCUUACAUCAUUUUUAUGCUCAAAACAUUCAGUGACCACUCAUGCCCUGUGGAUGGGGUUAUUGUCAUCUUAUGGGGGCGCAGCCAAAAUAAUACAUCACCCUAAGUAAGCAUGAUGGGCUGUUACCUGCUUAAUUAACUUAGGAAGUGCACCCGUGGAAGCAUCUGCUUUCAAUAUACUUUGUUUCCCUCAUUUACUCAAGUGUUUCCAUUAUUUUGUCAGUUACCUGCACUUUUAUACUAUCACCGAUUUUAAUAAUCUCAAGCAUAAGAAUAUCACCCUUGUGUAUGAGCAGUACUCUUGCAGUAAUUGUUCUCCUUCCUUGACAAAGUAUUUGAGGUGAAGGGGCUCCAUAUAUGGAUGUGGGGUUUAGUUUGAAGGUUUAAGCUCUGAACUUGUUUACUGCACACAGCCGAAGAGAUUUGGUUCAUUGUAUUUGGGUCUAGCUAAGGCUCCAAACUGCACAAAUGAGUGUUGCUCAUUGCUUUGAAAGAUGUUUUAGAUGCAUUUGUGAUUGAUUUUAUUACAUAGUCUAUUGAGUGGACUAGAAUGUACAUCUCACUAUCUGUAACUUAAAGGUAAAAAUCCUAUGUGUAGGAUUGACAUCUUUUAUAAGGCCUUAUAAGCACAAGGACACAGGCAUUUGUUACAACUAAUAUGCAGAACUAUUUUGUUGAUAUAGCAAACUUCUGUAUUUUAGCAUGGGUGUCUAAGCAUAUUUCCUCGUGUUCUGUUCUACUAAACAGGAAUCUACCAUAGUGUCUUCUAUUUUAUGCAUCAUACUGACACAUGGCGGUCACCUCUGUUCUCAUAGAUCAAUUGCUCAUGGCAGUGUCUAUUCUGUUGGGGCUUGCUGGUCUAACGCAUAUCGAUAAUAUUCUGCCCCUACCAAGCUUAACAGUCGGUCAAUUUGUAUGUUUGUGGUUUAGGCGCUGGGAGAGUUAAGAGAGGGUAUCACAUCAUGCAUCAUUAACCUGUUAUCUUGUUGGUUCUGUAUUUAUUUAUUUAUUUAUUGGUGGAGGUCAGUAGGUUUUUACUUGCCUUUUUAGAAGCACACAGACAGGAAUCAUUCUCCUGAUAUUUGUAUUUCAUUUCUUGAGACUUAAGCUUUUUCUGUACUUUAUAUCUCCCUAUAUAUAUAUAUAUAACACAUUUGAGAUUUUAAAGUUCCCAGCAGAACUGGACAGGGAUUACAGUGGAACCAACUACAUGCAUCAACUUUAAAACAUAACUACACUUAAUGUUAUGCUUUAAUAGCUUUCCAAAAGGUUAACUGUAAUAUAAGCACUGCUAUUCCCCAUGUUGACACAAAACCAUGAAACGUGAUACAGCAAUUGUAAUACCUUGCUGCCUAUUUUCUAUUAGCCUACUUCUAGUUGCAGUAUUCUGGGUGUGCCUUCCAGUGCUUCACUAUUUUCAUCAAAGAAAGGGAGUGAUUGAAUAAAGAGAGGGGGGGGGUCUUAUGUUUGCAGUGUUCAGAGAAUGUGAAGUAGGUGCUAAAAAGAUUGGAGGAGAAAGGGAUUGAUUGGUUUGUUCUAUAAACAGGGAAUGAAAAGGGAGCAGACAUUGAGGCAACAUUGGUAUUGUUUGUUCUAUAAAGCAUUACGUGAGUGAAUGGUUGUCUUUGUGAUCAUUCAAUAACAAUGUUCCUGUAUAAACUGUCCCUUGUGGGGCCUCUCCCUUGAAAAAGCCACCUGGCCCUCUCCCCACUAGGUCAAUUGCAGAGAAGAAGUAGCUUGACACUAACCUGUUUUGAAAACUGUACAGCACUGUCCAAACACAGGAACCGUAAGACUCUUGCCCUCUACCCAAAUGACACUUGCCUGUUUCACUGCGUUCCCUAUGAAAUGAAAGAUGGCAUUUUGUUACACCAGAGUUUAGGGGAACAAUGUUGGGGUACAGGGAGGAUUUGAACACAGUUCUGAAUGGUUAUACAUUUCAUGUGGGCAUUUUUAUGGGUGCUGAUUGGUUUGAUGGUAAGUAGAGAGAUUUCAUUUGCUGUUGUAACUGGUACGGGGCCUAUUUUUCAAGCUUCCAUUUGUCUUGGUCUGUUUAGUUAUGAUCUGCCUUUUUUAAAUAUUUGAAAUGAUACUCCAGUGGGAGGUUUCUAUUCAUUUAACUGUAUUUUUAUAGUUUUCAAAUGAUAAAUACUAAACGGACACAAAAGUUGUACUAUAAUGACUAUGUACUUUAAAAAUGGAUCAUUAGUCUUGGUUAAUAUGUCCUCUGGUGAACUGCUGUAUUUUAAUGUGUCUGCCAUCAAUGCCUGUUUUAAACGUGUAAAAGUUAGUAUGCACAAUGAUCUCGAUCGAUAUACAAUGUGUACAAAACAUUAACACCUUCCUAAUAUUGCUGGCCGAUGUUGACGCCAAUGCUUCCCACAGUUGUGUGAAGUUGGCUGGACGUCCUUUGGGUCGUGGACCAUUCUUGAUACAAGGGAAACUGAAAAACCCAGCAGCGUUGCAGUUCUUGAUGCAAACCGGUGCGCCUUGCACAUACUACCAUACCCUGUUCAAAGAUACUUCAAUAUUUUGUCUAGCCCAUUCACCCUCUGACACACACACAAUCCAUGUGUCAAGGCUUAAAAAUAUAUUUUUAACCUGUCUCCUCCCCUUCAUCUACACUGAUUUGAAGUGGAUUUGUCAAGUGACAUCAAUUAGGGAUCCUAUCAUUCACCUGGUCAGUCUGUCAUGGAAAGAGCAUGUGUUCUUAAUGUUUUGUACACUGUGUACAUGUUUUGCAUAAAUACGACUUGCAGUACUUCCCCUUUCUUUGUUUGCUACUUGGCAGGUGUUUUCCUGAGGCUAGAGGAGUAUGCUGUAGUACAUGUUGUAUUUGUUUGAUCGUCGGGCAGCCACAUUCCUGCCCCAUGGGCCUUGAGGAGCUGUGGUUCAAGGGAUAAGUUGGGGCCCCUCUUCCAACAGGCCUGUUAUUGCACCAGGUGCCGGAUUGGCCCAGUCCAGCUGGGCAACCAGGAAGUGGUGCUACUAUCAUGUCCCACAGGCCUAAAACACCACAGGGAUGGACCUUACAUCCUUUGCUGACAGAAUGUUUAUAUAUAAGAUUAAUAAUAAAGAAAUUCCUAUUUUA
Molecule: messenger RNA, 5408 nt
Organism: Oncorhynchus kisutch (coho salmon)
Lineage: Eukaryota; Metazoa; Chordata; Actinopteri; Salmoniformes; Salmonidae
Product: carbonic anhydrase 5B, mitochondrial
Exons: 7
Coding region: 846-1682 (278 amino acids)
Cellular component (GO): mitochondrion; cytoplasm
Molecular function (GO): zinc ion binding; carbonate dehydratase activity
Source: RefSeq, a predicted model, not a curated record